GGAGCGCGUGUUGUGUUGGGAGGCGGAGCUACUCGAACAGCUGGAUGUUAGUGUUCAGUCCACACGGCGGGACACGAGACAGCGCUUGUAGUCCGAAAGGAGCGAGGCACCACAAUUCUUCUGAAAGAGCACAGAGGAACACAGAGAGCCACGGAGGAUUACACAGCCGCGGUCAUUUGGACGCUUGAGGAGUAAUGAUAAACCUGUAGCGGUUACUGGUGAACGUUUCUGAACAGUCUGCGCUCUGUCUGAGGCUUUAACAAAAGGUGGGAGACACGUCUGCUGUCCCCUAUCACAGGGGGGAAGAUAUGAUAUUUGAGAUAACCCUAUUUGGGGUCAUGCAACAAGUAUAAAUGCACAUUGAUGAGCAGAGGGAGACAGGCUGGCGAAGGCGAAAGAAGUGUAUUUUUUGAGGGGAGCAGUAGAGGAUCGUGUGCCGGAGAUGUCUCUGUGGAUGAUCUUACCCGUCAGCCUCCCAGCUCUGACCAUCACUGGAAUAUGGGUUGUGUAUGCCAUGGCCUUGUAUAACCAGCAUGUUUGUCCUGUGGACAACUGGAUGUAUAACCAGUCAUGUGAGGUGGAUCUGCCAAUGCAGAGGGGACCAACAUUAUGCUGUACUCUGGAAAAUGUUCCUCUUAUAAGUAAAUGUGGCACACUUCCUCCAGAAAGCUGCUUCUUCAGUCUCAUCUGUAGCACUGGAUCCUUUAUGGUGAUGGUGAUUGUGUUACUACGCUAUGCCCAUGUGAUAGAGAAGCACCAGAACUGUGUGUUAAAUACAGCAAGUCUUUCCACUGGAUGGAUCUGUGCUGCAGGACUCAUCAUGGUCGGCAACUUCCAGGUGGAUAACGCCAAGGUUCUUCACUAUGUUGGAGCAGGGGUGGCCUUCCCUACCAGUAUGCUGUUUGUGUGUCUGCAGUCUGCGCUGACCUACCGCCUGGCGAAGACUCAGGGAGAAUAUAAUAUGGGUCAUUUGCGCCUUUUUAUGACCCUGCUGGCCUUUGUAGCCCUGGUGCUUAGCGGGGUGUUUUUUGUCCAGGAAAGUUUUGUCCUGCAACAUGCAUCAGCCAUUUUCGAAUGGGUCUUCUGUGUGAUUAUUAUGCUGUUCUACGGGACAUUCGCUUUUGAAUUCGCUGGGAUAUCUAGUGACACGAUGAUGGUGCUGGCCCGAGGGCAAUCGCUACAGUCUGCAAGCCGAGACCACAAAAUGGAGUCUCUUGGUGGAUCCAGUCAGCACCAGCCUGAGAGCCUUUCUAUACUGUAGCUUUAGUGUCUCUCUCAAUGCCAGAAAUAAAAAAAAAAAAACACUACAACUGCAGAGGGAAAGGAACAAAAACCGGACCUGGCUCUCAAACAACCUGGCUUAAUUUUGCCAAAGAAUCCAGCUCAGAUUUUGCACAUUUUUGAGAGACUUCUUCACUCUCUGGGGACCUUUUGAAUCCAACAGCUUCCAUGCUGGGAAAAACAAAGUUCAUUGCCUGGAUGUGUUGGAGUUUCCAUUAGAUCUAGAACUUGGAUAAAAGAACUGCUAGUUGGCUAAACUAUCUGCAUCCAUUGAUGAAAGCAGAGGAACGCUACAUCAAUAACGCAGCAAACCGAACUAAACCGAGAAAGCAUUUUAACAUGGUGCCUCAAAACAAAAGUUAUUGUGCCAAUACCAGACUUUGCAAGACGAUGAAUCCAAAAAUGCUGAUGUUCUCUGUGCCUUUAGUUGUUUUCAAAGGCAGAGAUGUUUAAAUCAUAUAUUUUAUUCUAGCAUAUCUCUGCUGUCUGUUAACUGAUCAAGGUGUUUCGUUUUGCCUUAAUCGCCAUAUGCUGUCCGAAACGUCUUGUUCGGGAGAUUGUCGUUACCAGCGUGCCUUAUACUGAAAACCAAAUACAGAUAUUUAAUAGAGCUGUAUGUCGAUAGCCAUACUUAGCAUCUGAAAACUGCCUUGUAUAUGAGGCAUGUAUUUUUUCAAAUGUUUAUGCUGACAGCUAUAAACAGCUAAGCUGAACGAGAUCAGCAAAAACCUUUUGAAAAACAGGCGCAUAAGCUUAUCAAAUUAAGUCGCCAGUAAUUGGUGCCAUUCUAGAAGUCAUGUUAGAAGCAAUGAGUAUUGCUAUACAUUGUGACCAAAUGUAAUUGAAGUCUGUGUGUUCAUAAGGUUCCCUUUCUCUGUCACUGUGGAAUCGUCAUGUGUUGAUUAAGGUUUUGUGGGAGAUGGUUACAAGGAAACGUCUAGUAAUGAAAGACAGUGUUUUCUCAGAAGCUGCCCUUUAAUGGCUAGUUGUUUUUGGAGACAAAAUGACAUGCAGCAGGACUGCAAGAUCAUAAUUGUUUUUGUUUUGGAAAAAAAAAAAACACAGAUGAAGCUUGGUUUACAUUGGUCAAAUGUUUUCAUACUACCAGCAUGAACAAAAAAAAAAAAAAAUUGUUCCUUAAUCAUUAUCACGGGAGUUGAAUUGUCAUUUCAUUUGUCAGGAUAAGAGCCAUAUUUAUGCUCAAUGCCAUCUGAUGCUACCAGUGUCGUCCUGAAAACGUCUUUUGUGUCAUUUCAGUUUACUAAUUCUCUACGCUCAGGAAUUUCAGAUCUGUCUCUUGUCACAUAUUUUCAUUCUGUGUUCAAGACUGCGUUGAUCAACCCGAUAUGAGUAAAAGUUUUACCGUUUCAGUUACUUGUUUAGUGCUUUUUCUUUCAUGUAGCCAGUGAUCUUUAUUUUGCUUCAAUUCCAUUAUCUUGUAAAGGGGACUGGUUUAACCCAAUCAUUUGGUUUAAUUUAUUUAAACCAUUACCUCAGAAAUAUCUCUGAUAUUGCUUAAAGAAAUAGUUCCAAAAAUGAAAAUCCACUAUAGACUCAUGCACUUAUUUUCCCUGCAGUCAAAAGAAGAAAUUUGAAGACUCAUUAUGCAGCUCUAUUCUACACAUAUAGCUCAUUUGGUGUAUUUUAAGUCUUCUGAAGCCAUACAAGUUGAUGUGUGUAAAGAACAGGUGAAUUUUAAGUUAUUUCACUGUUAAUCUUCCCUAUUUGCUAAAGCUAUGAAAUCUCAUUUGCGUCAGCAUUCAAAAUCAAAAAUCCCAUGAUCAUGCAUCAUUCCAUCAGAGCCAUUAAAGGGGUCAUAUAAUGCCACUUUUACAAGUACAUGUAAAAUAAGUCUCUAAUGUCCCCAGAGUGUGUAUGUGAAGUUUUAGCUCAAAAUACCCUACAGAUAAUUUGUUAUAGCAUGUUAAAUUUGUCACUUUUUGAGGGUGAGCAAAAACGCUUUGUUUUUGUGUGUCCCUUUAAAUGCAAAUGAGCUGCUGCUCUCAAGAAGAAGGCGGAGUUUCAGGAGCUCACAUUAGCAGCUCCGAUUAAAGUUACCUCACGCAGACUCACUGAAAAUGUCAGAAACUGUUCAGCCUUUUAUGUUCAAAUCGGAGUUGGGCAAUGAUAGAGAGACUCAAGAAGAAGUGACAACAUGUAAAAUGCAACAGGACAAUUCUGAACGGUUAGUUGAUGAAUUUAUGUAGCUGAUGUGGAGUUAAGUAUCUUAAUCAUUGAUUCUGUCAUGAUAAUCUAUAAAUCGCUUGUGUGGGAACUGUUAAGAUGCCUACAGACCCAGAGAAUAUAUGCUGCAUGAAGAUAGAACAGGUAUAGUUUAAUUACUCUUAUAUGUUGUCAUCUUGCUUUUGUUGCAUUUUAUUGCAUUUGUGUUACGUACUGUAUUUCAAUAUCAUGGCCUCACCCACAUUGUCGCGUGUUCUUGGGGGCAGGGUUUAUGUAAAUUUUAGGGUUAGUGUUGUCACUAACCUGGGAAGAAGCUCAUUGUAGUCCCUACCAGCCAUUUGUUGUAGUCCUUAAACAGAAUUCUUUAAAAGAAAAUAUCUCCCUUUGCAUUGAACUUUGAGCAUUGUAACUUUGCAGUUGUUGUUUAUGCUCAAACAGCAACAGUGAAAUCAUAAUCAACCACCCCUUUAAAUGAGAAUUGAGUGAUGCAGAAUAAGGGAAGAUUUUCUGUGAAUAAUUAUUUCAAUUUCAUGUUGUUCCUCACAUAUCAUAAGGCUUCACAAGACUUGGAAUGUGGCAUACAAGUUUUGGAGCUUAACAGACAUGAACUGAUUUUUUUGUUAAUGUUUUCCACAGGAAAAAUUCCAUUAAAAAGGUUCAAAAAGAUACUUUUCUGUGUUGCCUUUUGCCUAGACUCGUGUUCCUCCAUGUUUUAUUUAUUAGUUUGCUUAAACCUGCAAACCUGCUGUCUACAUUCAACAAGACGAUGCCACAUAUCAGCAUUUAAUGACAAAAAACCCUUACAGUAUGUGCCUUUGUUUCAACCAAAGAUUGGUUCACUCAUUGGAUAAAUGUUUAGCGUUUUGGCAGGAUGUGUUUGAUUGUGCUGUAAAUUUGCCUUAAAAUAUAUGGAAAUAAAGCAGAAUCAAGCAUUA
Megalobrama amblycephala (Wuchang bream) is the source of this 4400-nucleotide messenger RNA. RefSeq names its product Transmembrane protein 150A-like. The record is from RefSeq and is a predicted model, not a curated record. Lineage: Eukaryota; Metazoa; Chordata; Actinopteri; Cypriniformes; Xenocyprididae. Bases 443 to 1261 code for a protein of 272 amino acids. The transcript is spliced from 8 exons.